UGAAAUUUCAUCAUAUUAAAAUUCUUCAUAAACAAUUAGAUAAUGGCCACAUCAAAGAAUUCUACUGAACCUGUUAAAGUGGCAGAAGAAAGUGGAAUAUGUGGUGAUGGUAUGAAAGAAUACUUGGAACCACGGUUUGAGUGUCCAAUUUGUUUAACAUGGCUACGUGAUCCAGUUUUAACAUCUUGUGGUCAUAAAUUUUGUUCACGGUGCAUUUACACUUGGUUACAAAAAGAAGGUGCUUGUUGUCCAAUAGACAGUCAACCAUUAAAAUCUGAAAGCGAUCUUUUCAGAGAUCUUUAUACAAGUAGAGAAAUAUCACAACAACGUACCACAUGUGUGUAUCGUCAACUUGGUUGUAUGACUGAAUUGUCACCAGUUGAUAUGGAAACUCAUAUCAAUGAAUGUACAUACAAAAAUCUGUCAACUUCAAAUGAUAUUCCAUGUUCCUUUAAAGACGUCGGUUGCAUGGAAUUAUUUUGUUCGAAAGAAACUUUGCGCAUUCAUUUGGAUAAAAAUAUCAAUUUACACUUAACUAUGAUAUUAAAUUCACUUUCACGUAUAUCGAUGACUCAAAACAAUGUCAGUGCUUUAUCUGCAGAAUCUAAAUUAUGGGAUCCACCACCUAAAAAUGGAACAUCGGUGUCAGAUAAAGAACCACCACCUGAUUGGCAACAAUUAUUAAAGAAUUUGUAUGAAAGGAUAGUUGUAUUGGAACAACAAAAUCGAGAACUUUCAAUUACAGUCUCCAAUCAAAAGAAUCAAUUAACCGCAUUACAAACUUCAAUACGUUUUAACAAAGAUGAAAUGUUAUUGCGUAAUUGUAAUGGUGUUUAUAUAUGGAAAUUAAAUUCCUUUAGAGAAAAGCUCAAUGCUAUGAUAGAUGAUCCUUUAAAGAUGUAUUAUAGUUCAGGAUUUUAUACUGGACCUAACGGUUACAAAAUGUGUGCAAGAAUUAACAUAUCAUCUAAGGAUCCAGAAUUUUUAUCAUUACUUUUACAUAUCAUGAAAUCUGAGAAUGAUGACGCAUUGGAUUGGCCCUUCAAUGGUGUUAUGUACUUUGUAUUGAUACAUCCACAUAAUUCAGAAAAAGAUAUUAGAGAAAAGACUUGUUCAAGACCUGAUCUUGAAGCUUUCAGAAAACCCAUUUGUGAAUUAAACAAACGUAGUUUUGGUUAUGUUGAAUUUUUGGGUGAAUAUUUAACAUAAGGGAAUGAUCAGAUAACCUGGUUUCUACAUUGAAAGUCCUACUUUCUAGAAAGAUAAGAAAAAUAAUACUUUCUAUUACUAUACUUGAGAAGAUUCAAUUGUGAUAGUUCGUAACGAAGACAUUGUAUUGUAAAAAUGA
Polistes dominula (European paper wasp) is the source of this 1348-nucleotide messenger RNA. Its product is annotated as TNF-receptor-associated factor 6. Gene Ontology annotation, cellular component: plasma membrane signaling receptor complex. NCBI's taxonomy places the organism in Eukaryota, Metazoa, Arthropoda, Insecta, Hymenoptera, Vespidae. Gene Ontology annotation, biological process: innate immune response; regulation of canonical NF-kappaB signal transduction; lipopolysaccharide-mediated signaling pathway. Gene Ontology annotation, molecular function: protein binding; ubiquitin protein ligase activity. The record is from RefSeq and is a predicted model, not a curated record.